This is a messenger RNA of Glarea lozoyensis ATCC 20868, 2409 nucleotides long. RefSeq lists its product as uncharacterized. The transcript has 8 exons. NCBI's taxonomy places the organism in Eukaryota, Fungi, Ascomycota, Leotiomycetes, Helotiales, Helotiaceae. Gene Ontology annotation, molecular function: oligopeptide transmembrane transporter activity. The record is from RefSeq and is a predicted model, not a curated record. Gene Ontology annotation, biological process: transmembrane transport. The coding region runs from base 1 to 2409 and encodes 802 amino acids.
AUGUCGGAGAAGCAAGAUGUCAACGGAGACGUCCUGUAUCAACAUGAUAUCCAGUCUACGGAGUCUACGAAUGUCGGAUCUAGCUCGAAUGUCUCACAAGGAACGACUUUUGGCGACGACAACUCUGGAAGGACCCCGACACCUGACUUGAAAGGCGAGAAGGAUAUUUCGGCUUAUGUCACGGAGAAGGGAAUCGAUGAAGAUGUGGAAGAGAUACCAGAUGACGAUCCUUUACUGCGAGAUAUUCCCUGGCAAGUCCGACGCGUGGUUAGCUUGGUAGAUGACACUACCUUAUCAGUUUUCACCUUUCGCUACUUCUUCCUAACACUUCUGUUUAUCGUUCCCGGAGCCUUCUUGACGCAGCUGGACCAAUACCGAACGACAUUCGCACCAUAUUCGAUAUUCUUCGUUCAGAUCGCCAGCAAUUAUGUCGGCGAUUGGAUGGCAAGGACUCUACCGGCUUGGGAAAUUCGAUUGCCAUUUACGAAGAAGAGCUUCAAUCUGAAUCCAGGUCCAUUUAGCCCGAAAGAACAUGUCAUGGUGACACUAUCAGCAUCUUCAGGAGCCACUUAUAACCUGGCGUUUGUGCCGAUAUCGAUGUCCGAAUUGUACUUUGACAAUAAGAUCAAUCCAGCCGUUGCACUGUCUUUUAUGAUUGCCGUCGUCUUCAUAGGGUACAGUUAUGCUGCGAUUGCAAGGCAGUUUUUGGUUUAUGAUCCUCAGUAUCCUUGGUACCAAGCACUCUGUCAGACCGCCCUAUUCGAGACACAAAAGAAACAGCGAGAAUCUCCUUCUCCGGUAUCCCGACGACAGAUGAUCGUUUUCUGGUUGGUUCUGAUAGGUAUCACGCUGUGGCAAUUUCUACCAGAAUAUUUAUUUCCAUUCUUGCAGUCGCUGUCAUUCUUGUGCUGGGUUGCACCAAAGAAUGAGGUUGCAAAUUUUAUAGGUGGAGGCCAAGGUGGAAUGGGAUUUUUGAACUUGAGUCUGGAUUGGUCGAAUAUCAGCGCUUUCAAUGAUAUGGGUAGUCUGUUCCUAACCCCAUGGUGGACUCAAGUCAUUGUAUUCUUGGGAUUCGUAAUCAACUGCUGGAUUCUUCUGCCACUUGCGAAAUGGGGUGGUUUAAAUGGAGGUUGGAAUCACCAUUUGAUGUCUAAUCGACUCUACACUGCAAACGGCACAAGAUAUCCAAUCAAACAAAUCAUGACCUCUAUGCCAUCCCUAAACGAAACCGCAUACAAUGAACUCGGCCCGCUAUAUGUUUCAGCUCAACUCCGAUGGGGAAUGUUUUUCGAUUUUGCAUCAUACACAUCAGCUAUGGUAUGGAUGGCAAUGUUCGGCUACCCAGCUUUGAAGGACGCUUGGAAGAAACACUGGGAGCGGAGAAAGACCGGAUGCACCAAAACCGCCAAUGAACAAUAUACUGAUCAGUUAAAUGUGUUGAUGAGAAGUUACGAGGAGGUACCUUUACACUGGUAUCUCGUUUUGAUGGCUAUCAGCUUCAUAAUAAUCUUCACGACUAUUAGCGCCUCAAAUUUAUAUAUGCCUUGGUGGACAGCUUUUGUCGCUGUAGCUACCGGGGCUGUAGUAGUAGUACCUCUGGGUUGGCUAUAUGCUGUUUCCAACUUCCAGCUCCCUAUCGGGACAACAAACGAGCUUCUGUACAGCUUGAUGGUUAAUGCUGUGGACGGCUACAAGAAUCCAGUUGGCGCUUUCUUUUAUAGCACAAUCGCAGGAGACGCGUGGUACCGGGCCCAGAUCAUGCUUCAAGAUCAAAAGAUCGGUCAUUACAUGCACAUUCCGCCGCGGGCAGUCUUUUUCUCUCAGGUGUUUGGCUCGAUGAUAGGAGUUCCCAUCAAUUAUGGAGCCAUCCGCUGGGUACUCGAUACCAAAUUUGAUUUGAUCGCUGGAAAUGUCAUCGACCCGACACAUCAGUGGACAGGCCAAGGACUGGCGAGUAGUUUGACCGUCGCCACUCAAUAUGUAUUAGUGGGACCAACGCGACUGUUCUCCGGCCAUCUAUAUCGUUCUCUUCCCUACGGCUUCCUACUCGGCGCACUCACCCCUCCAAUUCUCUACCUCCUCCACCUGACAUUCCCAAAAGCAAAAUUUAACCUCUGGAACAGCACCAUCUUCUACUGCACCCUCGGCGCUUUCUGGGGAAAUCUCACUUCCGGCACGACUUCUAGCAUCAUCGGUGGCUACGUCGUCAUGUACUGGGCAUAUCGUAAGCACUACGAAUUGUGGGCGCGAUAUAAUUAUAUCCUCGCUGCGGCGUUCGACGCUGGGUUUAAUCUCAAUCUACUCAUUCUGUUUCUGGGGAUGGGCGCGGGGAAGAUCGUGACGAUGCCGCAUUGGUGGGGGAAUAAUGCUGAGAGCGUGGAGAGGUGUUUUGCUAUGCCUAAAGGCUAG